CUCGACGUCGGCAACCGGUUUUCCGCAAGACAAACUUCAUUGAUUCAAUCAGCACUUAGACCAUCCAUCGCGCUCGCUUGUUACCGUACGUCGUCUUGGGCGACCCUAGCCGCCCCGCCCUCCCGGCAGUCCGAGCUAGCCGCCCGCCCAUCUGUUGCGCUGGUCCUCCACGACACGACUGCAGCCAUCGGCGGACGUAAAACCAGAUCCUACCGGCCGAGCUUUCGCCGUCCCUACCUCGUCAUCGCCGUGCCCAACUCUCCCUGUCGAUGGGCCCGUGAUAACGCCCCCUCCGUCUGCGGCCCUCACGAUUGCACAUGCAGCGGUUGCCGUCGCCCCUCGACCCAUGCGAAGACGCGAGCUCCAUCCUCUGUCCCUCCUUUCGAGCUCCACGCGAGGCGCACGUCGACCAGGCCCUGACUGCCCGCCAUCGAACCCACUUUCCAGCCUCCCCCCACUUCCGUCAGGCAGGAGAUAGAUGCCGGCCCGGCCGCGACGCAGUGGCUCGACGACCGCGAAGACGACUCCUCCUAGCCCCAACGCGUUACGGACUUGACGCCGCCGGCCCUCCUUCGCCUCCGCCGCACCUACUACCGCCACCAUUACCACCGGCUGGCCCUUACGCGCGAUAGACGACGCCCUCAUGUACUCCCAGAACCAUCAGCAGGGGCACAAUGCCCGGCUGAAUGGGGCGGGACGCGGGAUGCCCAGCCUGCUGUACAACUACCAGCAGCACCCCCAGCACCAGCACCCGUCUCAGCCUCAGCAGCAUCAUGGCCUGCAGCAUGACCACGGCAUGCCGAGCUCCAAUGGCCUCAAUCACCACUCCACCUUCGCCUCUGGCGUCAUGUCCGGCUCCAACGCGUUCGGGGCCGGCGGCAUGCCCAACGGACACUCGGCCGCGGCGCGCGGCGCGCAGGGCCCCCCUAACGAGAUGUGGCAAGAGCAGCUGCGGAUGCAUAAGGAGGCCGAGCGCGCCCACUCGGCCAUGACUGACCAGCAACAGCCCCACUACUACGCCCGCCUCAAGGCGUCAGAGAAUCGUGGCAUAGGCGGGCCGCCGCCUUCCACGGUCAAGACACAGGCGGACGGCGAGAAUGAGGCGGACGACCGGCGGCGGCCGUAUAAUCUUGAGCGCGAGGCACGUCGGCAGGACUGGCACAACAUGGACAUGAGCGGCCAGGGCCUCCGCAACCUCGCCCCAGAGCUGUUCCGCUACCAAUUUCUGAGCGAGCUCUACAUCGCCUCGAAUAAGCUCAUGCGAUUGCCCAAGGAGAUUGGAGAGCUGCGGCAGCUUCGCCAUCUGGACGCCUCGUACAACCAGAUCUCGGAGCUGCCCCCGGAGCUCGGCAUGUGCACGUAUCUUAAGCAGCUCCUGCUUUUCAACAACCAAAUAUCGGAACUACCCUUCGAGCUCGGAUCGUUGCACCUGCUCGAUAUGCUCGGCGUCGAGGGAAACCCUUUAGAACCUAAUCUCAAGCAGGAGAUCGUGGAAAAGGGCACCAAGAGCAUCAUCAACGCCCUGCGAGAAGGAGCGCCGAUGCCCCCGCCUCCGACCCCGCGCAAGGAGAUUGUGAUCCAGGAGGACGUGUCACAAAAUCUCGAGCGGGUCAAGGUAUUUUCGUGGAACGUGUUGUGCGACAAGUAUGCAACGGCCUCGACGUAUGGCUACACGCCGACACGCGCACUCAACUGGGAGUACCGCAAGAGCUGCAUUCUGGAGGAGCUGCGGCUGCGCGAUGCCGACUUUCUCGCGCUCCAAGAAGUUUCAACCGACGCCUUCAAGGAGGAUCUCAGCCCCGCACUGGCACAGAUGGACUACAAGGGCGUCCACUGGCCCAAAUCGCGCGCGCGGACCAUGUCGGAGAAGGACGCGCAGACUGUCGACGGGUGCGCCAUGUUCUACAAGGGUAGCAAGUACAUCUUGCUGGACAAGCAGCUUAUUGAGUUUGCAUCCAUUGCCAUCAACCGACCGGACAUGAAGAACCAGCACGACGUCUUCAACCGUGUCAUGCCCAAGGACAACAUCGCUAUCAUCUGUUUCCUCGAGUCGCGGCUGACGGGCGCUCGCCUGAUACUCGUCAAUGUGCACCUUACGUGGGACUCGGCGCUUGCGGACGUCAAGGUUAUCCAGACGGGUAUUCUGAUGGAGCACGUAACCAAGCUGGCGGAAAAGUACGCCCGAUGGGCGCCGGUUAAGGACAAGAAGAUGAUAACAGUGCCAGGGGGCGACGAUGGCGAUCCGCCGCCGCCGCCGCAGGCGGAGCCCGGCCCGAGCCAGGAGUACCGAUCCAACACGGAGAUUCCGCUGCUCGUGUGCGGCGACUUCAACUCAACCGAGGACUCGUCCGUGUACGAGCUCAUGUCUAUGGGCCGAGUACCGCCGGACCACCUGGAGCUCAGCAACUACCACUACGGUAGCUUCACGCGCGACGGCAUCGAGCACCCCUUCAGCCUACGGGACGCAUACGCGCACAUCAAGGGCACCGCCGACGAGCUGCCCUUUACCAACUACACCCCGGGCUUCGUCGAUGUCAUUGAUUACAUCUGGUACUCAACCAACACGCUCGAGGUGGUGGACCUCCUGGGCCCGCCUGACGCGGCGUACCUGAAGCGCAUGCCGGCCUUCCCCAACUGGCACUUCCCCGCCGACCAUAUCCAGAUCAUGGCCGAGUUCAUCAUCAAGGGCCGCAAGGAGAAGAAGCAGCAGCAGCAGCAGCAGCCAGCGGAGCGCGACUCGGGCAGCGGUUCCGGGACGCCGCGGGCCUGAGGGGGGGUAGGAUGGUGUUGGAUCCUUUUGCCGCAAUCUGGAUGUAGUUUUGGGUCUUGCAAAUGGAGUUAUCGGAUCUUGCAACACAGCGGACGGGGCGGGGAUGGGGCUUGUGGGAAUGUAAAUGGGCCGAAGGGGAAGCGGACUGUACUGUUUAGGAGUUGUCAAUUGUCAGCC
Purpureocillium takamizusanense is the source of this 2947-nucleotide messenger RNA. RefSeq names its product Poly(A)-specific ribonuclease (gene CCR4). Gene Ontology annotation, molecular function: protein binding; poly(A)-specific ribonuclease activity. Lineage: Eukaryota; Fungi; Ascomycota; Sordariomycetes; Hypocreales; Ophiocordycipitaceae. The transcript is spliced from 3 exons. The coding region runs from base 644 to 2770 and encodes 708 amino acids. Gene Ontology annotation, biological process: nuclear-transcribed mRNA poly(A) tail shortening. The record is from RefSeq and is a predicted model, not a curated record. Gene Ontology annotation, cellular component: CCR4-NOT complex; nucleus; cytoplasm.